Molecule: messenger RNA, 3234 nt
Organism: Penicillium waksmanii
Lineage: Eukaryota; Fungi; Ascomycota; Eurotiomycetes; Eurotiales; Aspergillaceae
Exons: 2
Coding region: 1-3234 (1077 amino acids)
Molecular function (GO): ADP binding
Source: RefSeq, a predicted model, not a curated record
AUGGCUGUCCUCAUCUCUGGGGUCCCAGGAUCCGGGAAGACACACCUAGCACGUCAAUAUGCCUUUGCACAGCGCGAGUGCUAUUAUGGUGGAAUCUUUUGGAUUGAUGCAAAGUCCCGCGAGUCAACCGCUAAAUGCUUUUGGGAAAUUGCCCAGGCUGCUACCUUGAUUGACAAGAAGGAAACCAUUGAACCGGAAUACCAGGAAUCCCGAGGCUAUGUUACUGCCGUAAGAAAUUGGCUGCAGACGCGUCAUGACUGGCUAUUGAUUUUUGACGGCAUAACGUUUGACCACGAUGAGGAUAUCAACGAGUUCCAACCAUUCCUUCCCUGGAACAAGCGAUGUUGUAUCAUUUACACCUCUAUCGAUACCACCUUACGAAAGAAGCAGCGCCUAUUUGAGCCAUAUUGCCUGUCAAUGCCCCGAAUGCAUGUGGAAGAUGCAUGUAAGCUCCUAUUUAGAGAUCUCGGUAUCAAAAGGCCUACGAAGGAGCAAGCUGCAAAGGGCAUUGAAUUGGUCGAGCACUACGAAUGCCUACCGUUAGCAAUUCAUGCCAUCGGUCACCGUCUCAAUGCCACUCGCAAGCCAAUUGAGAGAUACCGCGUCAAGCACCAAGUGACAGAUAAGAAGCUUGCGGAACCAUUCCUCAGCAUUAUGAAUGAUCUAUACCGCUUGAAUCAACAUCAGGCAUUGAAUUUGAUUAACUUACUUGCAUUUCUCGGCCACCAUGUUCCCGUGGGCCUGCUUAACCUUGGGAGAUAUGAAAUGUCUGCCGAGAAUGCAGAGAUUCUAAGCAGCGCCCAACCCGGCGAGGAGCCUGACCUUGAUACUACUCUUGGAACUCUCAUUCAUUACGGGUUGAUUGAACGAACAUCGGACAUUGAGGCUAGCUUCCAGCAAAACGCAUCUGACCAGCAGUUGACUCAUGAGCUCGACAAGCCUACAAAUUCGUACCCGGAGCUGACAGGGUCGAUGACAGAGAGUAGCCAGGAAGGUUUCUUCUCGAUUUACCGUGGAAAUAUGACUGUUGAUGUGGUCAAAAUCCACAGUGUGGUGCAGGGAUUCUGCCGGGAUGAACUGCGGAUCAAAGACGACGAGUAUAACGGUGCCAUGAGCAACCAAGACCCUGGAUUCUAUAACUCGUGGCUGAUUGUGGCGACUCGCUUCUUAUGCAAGUCGUAUGAGACGGCCAAAGAAAGGAUGACCCACUACCACGACUGUGGACUUGUUCGCGACUAUCGAGAAUACGAAACCCAUGCAUCUCGAUUGGUUGAGCUCUUUCCUAAAAAGGCCAUGAUGAGCGCAUAUCCCCCGGUUGUUCGAGAAGCGCGAGAGAAUCUACGACAACUGAUGAAGAGCCUCACCAAUGAGAUUGACCGUAGGUCUCCGAGCUCUUCCCAGGAGUCUAACCGCAAUCAAAAGUCGGUCUUUGAUCGUUCAAGCAGUUCAUCGUCAUCAUUCCCUGAAUCAUCUGCAGAUGAGGGUAUGUCGCGUCGAUCGACAUGGAACUGGACUGAAUCAGGACAAGCAGGCUACGAAUCAGAGGAAGGCUACGAAACGGACCAAGAGAAUCAAGGGGCGAUACAGAUUUCACCAUCCCUAUCGCAAUUGAGCCAGAGCACUGAGAAACCAAAACCGUCACCGAGAGCACCAAGUCCACCCGCUCCCGCUCCAUCUGAUGAUCAUGGUUGGCAAGUAGUCGACCGGCAUACCAAAGCUCAAACGCCGCGAGAGAGACAACCAAGAAGGAGAAAUAGAGGCCCUCGUCGGCUACGUGGUGCUAAGCCGGCCGCUCCACUGGUGAAGAUCUCACAAGUGCACGGGAGAGGAUCCUUAAGUCGCGUAUCGCCAGAUAAUGGCGGCAGUUCUACAAUUUUGGCUUCGGCUGCAGAGAAGGCAUUGGCUGCAGUCCGCCGAUUGAGCGAUGGGCAAUCCACUGCUACACCCCCAAAUCGAUCUCAGGUACAAGUGCCCACCAUGCAGGAAAAUGUUCCAACAUACGCAAAUAUGGCAGCCCGGCGCAUGCUUGAGGCAGAGCUCCCACUUCGUCGCCCGGCAUCGUUACCUCUCCCUCUUCGUGGAAUGGAUCAUGUUUCUGGUGUCCAGAUGAAGCCGUCCGUGGAGUCACUCGACGGCCAAACAGGUCAUAUUUUUGCCUCUCCGCUAUCUCACGAAUUGACUUCCCACGAGCUUCUAGCAGAGCCACUCACUCGUUCAACUUAUAGUGAAUCCGGUACAGACUUUUAUGGCCAACAAUUCGAUGGACCAGGUGGUCUACACACAGCACCUAACUCUCAAAUCCACUCUCGCCGGUCAUCAGUUGCUACUGCUUUUGAACCUGCUCGGCGAGAUCUAUCGUCGAGUGUUCCAUCAAUCCUCCCAUACCCGCUCCAUCUUCAGGAUAUGUCUGCAAGCACGCCAUCUCUCAUUCCAUACCCACCUCCACCUCUGCCAUAUGACCAGGACAUCAGCAUUACCAUGUCAUCCCACGCAAAUCGACCACCCAUGCCAAUGGGUCCGGUUGCAUCUACACCUGCCAAUCCUACGCCGAUAUCUCAUCCUUCCGCGAUCAUGCCCGGGGCACUGCCACUCACUCAUGCAUUUUCUGAUAAUAUAAUCCCACGGGCCUCAGACCACCCCGGGCCUGAGAGCCUUUCUCGCGGGUCGUCGACAUUAUCACAUCAGUCUUGGGCAACUGAGCCUGUCCGAUACCCACCGCGAUUCUCACCGAUCCCAAGUUUCCAGCAACAAGGUGAAAUAUCACGUAUUGCAUCACCCAUGAUUCCCCAACCACAGCCACAGCCCGUCACCGGAACAGCCAGCUGGGUAGGUGAUAUGUCUCGGCCAGGAAGUGCUCUGCAGUCAGAUGGUCUUUAUCCCCCGCCACGUAGCCAACGCCUGGGCUCAGUGGAUGAGCGACUACAAGACAUGGAGCUGAGCUGGAACCCCGAUAUCGAGCCUGCGCAUCUUCUGCACUUCAGGGGACAUCGCGUUGAUGUCCGCGAGGCGCGCCAAAGAUUGCACGAGAAUGCCCGACUUCAAGUUCCACGACACGUCCCGACGUACCAAACGUAUCAUCGCAAUCUUUCCGGUCCUUUGAUACAGGAAGGUGUUCAAUUCUAUGCCCCGGCGCUGGCGCCGGAGCCAACUUUAGAUACAUACAGAAUGCGGCCGCGAAGUGGAAGCUCGCCACCACGGCCUCUGAAUCAUGAUGGUUUGGGAGUACGGUUUUGA